AUGACAAGAUCACACUGUAAAAGUAACAUCAAGACUCAAAGCUGCCGAGGUAUGAAAUCAGAUCAAUGUACAUUCGGAACAGAUAUUGCUCCAACAACAGCCUCCUUUAAUUUGAAAGGCUUUGAAGAUAAAAAGAAAGUUCACCGAAAAACGAAUCAAAAAUCAUUCCGAACAGAAGUGAGAAAUGUUUUUAAUGAUUUUAGUCGAAUUGAUGAUUUAGUAUCGAAUGGCAUGGAUCAAUGUCUAUCAAAGAAGAAGUCAAAGAGUCUGUCUUUAAAAGAAAAACAUGAAGAAUAUUAUGGAGCGAUGGAUUUAAUGAAAAUGAAAGAUCUAGUUUCAAGUAGAGAAUUGUCACUCACUCAUAAUAUUGAAAUGAAGAGGGAACUGCGAGACACUAUCGAAAAAGAUUUGGAAGAAUUGAAGAAAUCUUUGAAGGAAAAGAAGAGACAAGAAAUGAUUGAACAUCUUUUAGAGAAACGAUCUAAAAAAUCAGUAGAUAAAAUCAAGAAACAAAUAGAACGAGAGGGUGAGGAUGAGUUUUUAAAGAACAUUUCGAAUGAUGUAGAGUUAGACAGUUGGGAUGAAACCGAUAGUGAGACAGAGAAAUUAUACCAAAAAUUGAAAACUAGCUAUUUGAGAAGUUUUACUCCUGAUCAAAUUGAAUCUCUGAAAGAAUUGGAACGAUAUGAGGCUACUGAAAGUCCAAUGGUCUUCAAGCACUUCAGAAAGACGAAACUCAAGUAA
Molecule: messenger RNA, 744 nt
Organism: Naegleria lovaniensis
Lineage: Eukaryota; Heterolobosea; Eutetramitea; Acrasida; Naegleriidae
Exons: 1
Coding region: 1-744 (247 amino acids)
Source: RefSeq, a predicted model, not a curated record